AUGUCUUCAAGAAGAAGAAGAGAUCUUAGCAGAAAAGGUGCCCCAGGAGAAGUCGAUAGAAAAAGGUACUCCAGAGGAAGUCGGUCCAGGUUAAGGGAUCUCAGGAAAGGAAUUUGCCGGGAAAACAUUGACCGAGGUACUAAAGUCUAUAAAGACGCUUUCGAUCUGUCUUGGGAUAGUCAGAUUGAAGAAAAUACGAUGGUACUUCGGAAUAUGUAUAAUACGGAAAUUAAUAUUGCUGAAUAUGCUUCGUGGUCGUUACCUGAAUUCCUAUGGAUACAAAUGGGAAGUAACUAUUCUGAAACUAUGAAGCUAUCUGAGAUGUUAUGGAAAUAUUGGGGAGAAAAUCAUAAAAUGUUCACAAAGACUCCUUUGCAUCAUCUUCACUCCCUCAGACCAAUUGUUGUGAUGUCAUACACGAUUGAAGGACUCAAAGAACUCUUAUAUUUCAGGGCUGGUAACUGUCCUAUCGAGUGCGAAGUCAUGAAACACCUCAAUUCCGAGACACUUUCUUUCUGUACGACCGCAGAGCGUCCAAGUAACGUUGAGUCAGUCGAAACAUCAAUGUUCCCGAUGGUUAAGGAGAGGUUCAAUAAUUCAGGAUCUGCAAAUUCUAUCGAGGCAGCUAAGAAUCCUUCCUCUUCAAAUGUAAAGAGAGAUACAGAAUGGUAUGUUGGACUCUCAAACCGAUGCCAAUGCAAACUGGGAGUCCAUGAAUGGCUGGAGGAAUUUAUCUGUGAUAUUAGCGCUCAAAAUCCUAGAGCAGACAGAUUAAAAAGUCCCGAACACUACAGUAAUUACGCCAAAAACAUACAGAAGGGCAAAACAAAAACUCCCCUUUAUGUGAUUUCUCGUCUCUAUCUAAAUUUCAUUGCCAAAAAAUGCUUCUGCGAACAAACUGGACCAAUGGGCAUGAUUUUAAUCCAGGCAUUUGCCAUGAAGUGGAUGCAUUACACGAUUCUACCUUUUGAUGAAGAUGACUGGGAGUUCCAGGCAGUCAUGAGCAGCUUAUCAGACAUGCCAAUUAUGGAUUUGACCGAUUAUUUGGAAAAGGUACUUCGUAAGAGAGUCGAUCGACUUAUUGAGCGCUCGAUGGAUAGAUGA
Botrytis byssoidea is the source of this 1104-nucleotide messenger RNA. RefSeq lists its product as uncharacterized. The transcript is spliced from 3 exons. Lineage: Eukaryota; Fungi; Ascomycota; Leotiomycetes; Helotiales; Sclerotiniaceae. The record is from RefSeq and is a predicted model, not a curated record. The coding region runs from base 1 to 1104 and encodes 367 amino acids.